Messenger RNA from Sitodiplosis mosellana (orange wheat blossom midge), 7231 nucleotides. RefSeq names its product nephrin-like. The transcript has 21 exons. Bases 3897 to 6746 code for a protein of 949 amino acids. The record is from RefSeq and is a predicted model, not a curated record. Lineage: Eukaryota; Metazoa; Arthropoda; Insecta; Diptera; Cecidomyiidae.
UUUUAUGUGUUAAACACGAUAAAAAAAAAUACCAGAAACACCAACAAACUAUUUGAAAAAAAUACUAAAAUACAAGAGAGGCAACAGCAGUAAUCAACACGCUGAGAAAGAAUAUAAAAAGUUGAAUGAAAUAAAAACAAUUGUGGCGUUUAGUGCGAACAAAAGCGAAAACAAACAGUGCGGUGGAAUAAAAGAGUUAAAAGGACGGAAAAAUCCAUGUGCGAAUCCAUAAAUUUUGUUGAAAAUUUUCGCUAAAAUUCGCCCUGCAGCAAGUGUGUAUGAGUGCUUGUCGAUUGAGUUGACAACAAACUGGGCUCAAUUCCGACGAAUGUAUCGUUUCAUGUGAAACUGUUUUAGUAUUUCUCCACCCUCCCGAAACGAAAGAGAAACGAAAACCAACAACACCGAAAUCAUCGAAGCGGUUAAUUUACUUUGUGCGAAAUUCCGUUUAUAAUUCAAAACAGUGUUAUUUUAUCGGUGUUUUCUUGAUUGUCCAUCACUGUUACCUAUUCAAUUGGUCGUGGUGGUGUGGUUUGGUGUAUGUGGUUUAACUGUGAAGUCAAUAUACGUGUCAAGCGCGCGUUUGCACCACAGAACAAAAGAAAUUCGUCGACGUUAAGAGGUGAAAGUUCUUUUGAAUUUGAACUGCUGCAAACGAAGAGUGGUGUACUUUAUAAUUAUAAUAGCGGCGUAUUGACGGAAAACAAUAGACAACAAAGCCAAAGGGAAGAAUCUCUUUAAAACAUAUCAAUGAAUUAUUUGACUUAUUCCCAACGACAACGACAACAACGAUUCAUGACAGUAAAUAUUACUUUUCAGCAUUUGAUAAAUGUGCGGCUUCAAUUGUAGCAUUCAUUUUUAAUGUGACAUUCAACGGUCGACCGUGUGUUCAAAGUGGAAAGCAAACAAAAAACACACACAAAGAAUAAAGCAAAAAAAAGUAAAAUAUCACUCGCAACACACAAAAUCUGUGUAAAAUAAGUGGAAUAAUAGACGGUUGUGGUAUUUAGAAACAGGCUUAGCCGGAAAACUUUAGCGUGAAGAACUCACAAAACUCAUACACAUACACCGUAUUUUUGUAUUUUUCCGAACAACAACAAGCAGCAACAAAAAAGAAAAACAAAACUAACAAGUGAGCAAAAUAAUCGUAUCACAUUUUGUUUUGCGGCUAUAUAAUAAAUGUGUGCCAUAUCGCUCAUUUCGAAUGCAUGGUAAAAAGACUUGAAUAGAGAAACAGCAGAAACAGGAACAGAAAAUACCACGUGAAAUCUCAAACGAGAUCAUAUUCGUGUCGACACCGUGAGAUAGAUACAAUGAAAUUAGACAGGCAUCAUCGUUGACAGCAUAAAUUGAACAACAACACCAUUGCGACAACGGUGGUGUGAAGAAGGUGAAAAAGCAUACACAAAACAACAUCCCAGCACAGCUGAUUUGCGAAAUCGAAACGGGAAAGAGAGAAAGAGAGCAAAGGAGCUUAGAAGCAGAAGUUUGGAACAGCAAUCAUAAAACAUAUAUCGGGAAGCUUAACCACGGCUAACUGCAUCAAGCGAAAAAAAAAACAUUACGAUUUGCGGCCAAAACAAGGAAAUUAGAACCGAAUAAAGAAGAUCGAAAUCAAAUCAACGGCUCCAAACGGCACAUAUAAAAAAAGAGUGUAAUCUUUUUUGUGUUCUUUUUUUAUUGCAAUUGAAUCGUAAUUUUUCGAAAUAAUACACGUUAGCACCAUGGUUGAUUGCGGCUUCUGCAUUGAUGUCGGCUUUUUUUCACUCGCACUCUCCAAAAACGCAUCAUAAUUUUCAUUUGCAUUUAAAGUAUUUCGCAUUGGAUGAACAGAGAAAAAAAGAUCAACAAACUGAAUUUUCCGAUUGGAACUGUGUGUGCGUUCUUUUUUCAUGCCAUUUUUGCGAAUGGACAAUAUAACACUUACGCCAAUUCACCAAAAUGCGGCCGAAAAACGUUGGAAAAAACGCGACAACCCAAUGAAAUGCAAAAGUGUCCGUGUCCAAUAAAAAUUUAAAUAAUUUUUUUUCUGGUCUGUUUUCACUUGCUCGUUGGCAUUGAGUGUGCAGCGCGCAUUAUUCCAUUGUAAAAGAAGUCCAACGACAUAGAGUAAAAAAUCAUGAAUUAAUUACCAACAAUGAACAUCGCAACAAAAAUUUAAUCUUCUAUAAAAUUGAAAAAAAAAACCGUCUCUGUCUCUCUCUCGCUCUCUGAAAGAGGAAUGCGCGUGUGAAUGAAACAGCAUAGAAAAAAAAAAUACAUUUUAAAUUAUUCUGCAUUGUGUAAAAAUAAAACGAAAAAAAAAACGAGCAUGUAUCGUGAAUGAAUCGAUACGAGUUGAACAAAUAUUGCCGAUCACAAUAAUUGGUUUUACAGAAACGGAGCAGCGAGUAAUUUUCACCGAAUUUAAAUAAAACGGUGCAAUCAUAUUUUCUCAUUUGGACAGCAAGAGAUUAAAGUUCAGCCGAGAUCGAAAUACAUGCACAUCGGAGCUACCGAGUAAGAGUUGGACAAACUUAUUUCUGAUUGAUUGCGGUAAAAGCGUUGUUCUGUGACGAAUUUAAUUUCCUAUUCGAACAAAAACAACAAGAACUGCAGAAGAAAAAAAACACUGUGAACAAUUAAAAAAAAUACAUACAUAUAACGAAAUCAUCGCGACUGGUGGGUAUUUACGCGCCGGAAAAUAACCCAGUGAAACCAAUUGAUUAAAUUGAGUGUUCAGCUGCGUGUAUGUAGGACAUUCAUUUAUCGCUUCGACACUGAUUAAUCAACUAGUAAUUUUGUUUGAUUUCACACGCGCUUCUGAUCUACAGCCCGCCGACAAGAAUCACACCGUUGCUAUCACACACCAACAACGAAAAAACACAACAACAACAACAACAAGAGCAGGAACAGCAGCCGCAUCAUCAGUCUCGCACGGCAUCAGAAAAAAAAACUGCAACAGCAGCCAAACCAUCACUAAAUCGAUUGCAAAGUAAUAAAUUUCUACGUGUGUGUGUGUUUCGAUUCAGUGAAAUAAAAAAAACGAACGCAAAUUCGAUCUCACUGCGGGCAAUUAUGUGACAUCGUUUUCAGUCAUCCGAGAAUGACCAUAAACUAUUUGCUAUGGGAACAUAAUAAAUUAACGAAAUAACAAAUGUGUUUUUCGUGUAUAUGUUGCCAUUUUAUUUGUGUGUGUUAAAAUUUUGGCGAGCGCGGUUUUUUUCCCGUUCGUUGUACGCGCAAAUGCAGUAAAAAUAUAUAAACAAAUGCAAUUUGGUGGAAAAAUGUAAAUUGGUUUAAAACAAAACGCAUUUCGUAAAUAAUUGAGUGAAUAUAAAUAAAUGAAAAUAUAAACAAAUACCGGGAAACCAAUAAGUGAGCUUGGGGGAUAACAGAUAGAAACAGAAAAAAAACGAACACAGACUGACACCAAGUGGCGUACAACACACGGCCUCCAAGCGAAUGGUUCAGUUGUGGUAAAAAUAUUUAAUUAAAUAUGAACUCAAAGCGAUAUUUCAUUGCUCAUAACAUUUUCAAUUUGCGAUUUGUGAACGCAUUCGAUUAAUAUUGGUGCGUUUUCAAUUAGAUUACGUGGAAAACCUCAUAAAUUAGAUUCGAUCAGCAUAAAAAAAAAUCCGAUCCAUUCGGCGCAACAUUGCCAAAUACUGAUAAUUGCCAUCGAGUCAUUUGUCGCGGUAUUCGACGAAAUAAAAGGACAAGUAGCUUGCAAAUGUGGGAAAAAGGACACCGAGGUCAUUCGACUGAUCUAAAUAGAAUUCCCAAUAACAUUUAAUCGACAUUGCUUGGCGAAAAACGCAACGUAAACAAACAACAACAGUUCAGCAGUGAACAGAGAACGAAAUACAGUUUUAAAAAAACAAGUGGUCGAAACAUACAUUCGAUUUUUGGACAAAAUGAAAUCACAACACAGUACAAAAUGUGUUGGCAGCGCCGGAAGCAGCCAACGACUCAACGCUAAAAUAACAAAUGACAACAAUGCACACCAUCAUCACGGUGGAAAAGCCAUUGCUUUUCGCCCUCGUGCGCAUUUUUUCAAUUUCAUCGCAACCAUUUUAUUCGCAACGAUUAUGAUUGUCAAUGUUCGGAAUUCAUGCGGAUUAAUUGAAAUUCAAACAGAAAAGGAAAAACACGUGCGAACGAUCGAUGUACAGGCUGUUGAAGGGAAUCGAAUAUCCUUGCCAUGUCCGCUAAUACCUCCGUCCAGAGAUAAGGUCUACAUGGUUUUGUGGUUUCGCGACGAUGCCGGCAUACCAUUAUACAGCUUUGACGUACGCGGACGGCCUUUGAAUGAUGCUCAACACUGGUCAGCACCGGAGACAUUUGGGUCACGGGCUCGUUUCAAUGCAGACGUAGAUCCGGCAACAUUGGAUAUCAAGAAUAUAAAGCGCCACGAUCAAGGCAUUUAUCGAUGUCGUGUGGAUUUUCGAACGAGCCAGACACAGAGUUUCCGCUACAAUUUAACCAUUAUAAUUCCACCCGAGUAUCCAUUAGUAUUGAAUCGAUGGGGUCAUCAAUUGAACGGAACAAUACUUGGACCGAUGGAAGAAGGCGACGAUAUUGUGUUAACAUGCCGAGUAACUGGUGGUCGACCGCAGCCGCAGGUUCGAUGGCUCGUAAAUGGUGUUCUUGUCGAUGAUCAAUACGAACACAAUACCGGCGAUGUAAUUGAAAAUCGACUGUUGUGGCCAGCCGUACAACGAUCCGAUCUCAAUGCAAUAUUCACUUGUCAGGCCGUAAAUACAAUCCUCGUUGAACCCAAAGAAAGUAGCUACAUCUUAGACCUACACCUGAGACCAUUGAAUGUGGAAAUUUUGGACACUCCACCGCAAUUAGUGGCCGAAAGACGAUACGAAAUCAAAUGCGAAAGUAACGGAUCUCGACCGAAUGCCAUCAUAACAUGGUACAAGGGAAAGCGACAGCUUCGAAGGACAAAGGAUGAGACAUUCAACAUGACGAGUCGCUCCGAAUUAAGUUUCGUGCCGUCGACUGAGGAUGAUGGCAAAUCGAUAACAUGUCGUUCUGAAAAUCCAAAAGUAACGGGACUAUUUCUGGAAACAACGUGGAAAUUGAAUGUUGUCUAUCCACCGAUAGUAACAUUGCGCCUGGGAUCAACAUUGUCGGAUAACAUCAAAGAAGGCGAUGACGUGUACUUCGAGUGCUUGGCUGUGGCUAAUCCCCAAUGGCGAAAAUUGUACUGGUUACACGAUGGAGUGGUUCUAACGCACAAUGCAAGCGCCCGAGUUAUUCGAUCCAAUCAAAGUUUAGUGUUACAACGCGUCACAAGGCAUUCGGCUGGAAACUAUUCGUGCAGCGCAAUAAAUGCUGAAGGCGAAACCGUUUCUAAUCAACUGGAAUUGCGCGUCAAAUAUGCUCCACUGUGUGCUACUGAUAAGGUUGUCAUUGUCGGUGCAUUUCGAAAUGAGAAUCUCAACAUUUACUGUGAAGUGCAUGCUGAUCCACCCCCAAGAUCGUUUCGUUGGAAAUUCAACAAUUCUGGAGAAACAUUGGAUGUGGGCAAAGAACGUCAUCACCGCAAUGGUUCAACCAGUGUUUUGCAAUAUACACCAGUCACAGAUCAAGAUUACGGAACUUUAUCGUGUUGGGGACAGAACGAAGUCGGUGUUCAGAUUCAACCGUGUGUUUUUCAAAUCGUAUUAGCAAGUCUUCCAACGGCUGUUAAAAAUUGCACAUAUAGCAACCAGACGCAAAUUUCCGUUGAGAUUCAUUGCAUCGCUGGCUACGAUGGAGGCUUACCGCAGUAUUUUGUGUUGGAAUUGGUAUCGGCACAAACCGGACGCGUGAGAUUUAACUUAACCAAUUCGGAGGAGCCGUAUUUCUUGGUCGAGUCAUUGGAAGCAUUACAUUCGUUCGAUAGUGUUGAGGAUCGUACAUUUCGAGUGGUUAUCUAUGCGAUGAAUCAAAAAGGUCGAAGUUCGAAGGUAAUCCUCAAGGAUUUACUCAUUGGCGAUCGAGAUCAUCAUUCAGCUUCUGUGGAAAGUGGUGUAAUGCAACUGUCGCCGAUAUUCUUUGGUAUUUUAUUAACCAUCUUAUGUCUGCUGUCGUAUUGUGUGGUGCGCAUUUUAUGGAAGCGUUCACAACAGCAUAAAACUGACGAUGUCACUGAUGGCUCGAAGCAAUCAAGCAGUUUACUCUGUACAAGUGUUGUUGGUAAUACGAAUGGAACUGCCAACAUUGCCAAUCACACGGAUACGAUAACAAAGAAGUACUCCAAAUCCAGCCCACGAUGGCAGUAUAAUAAUAGUGGCAACAAAGACAUUAAGGCUGCAACCGAAUUACUCGAAGAUGAACGUGAUCCUGACGUCAUUCCAGCACAAUUUUCCGCCAACGAUAUUUCACUUAGUAAUUACAAAACAGAAUGGUCGGACGAGCCAUAUUAUGACAUUAAAUAUUCCGGUCAUGAAAAUCGCCCGAAAAAUUUACUGCUAAAAUCUGUAACAACAAAUGUUCCAUCCCAAGAUUUAAUACUAGGUUCAUACUUUACGAAUAGUAAUAACAGUUGCAGCACAGCAACGACGACGACAACAAUGUCGACGUCGUCGAUGUCGGCAACUGGAACAAUACGGCCAACAUCGACGACAACAGCAAUGGUCACUGCAGUCACAAUGGGACCGACUACGACGACAACAGCUUCGGCGAAUGCAACAUCAAUCGAUUUAGAUAUUAAUGUUCACGCUAUUAAAAAUAUGUUAAUGGCAACACGUGUGCCCGAAAGUUGUGUAUAAAUCACUAAAGACGAGCGCGCGAGCAGCAUUCACGCGGCGCAACACUUUUUCCGACUACUCUCUGCCAACACACUCACGAGAUGGGAUGGACAUAGAACACAAAAAAAAAUAGAACGAAACAACAAUAUGUACCGGAAAAUACAGAGAGCGAGAAAGAAAUGGAGCAAGUGGAAAAGGUUUGUGUGUGUAUAUAUUCAUAGAUAUAUAUAUAUAAAAUACGCCUAUAGAGUAUGUAAGUUAAGCAUUUGAAAUGUUUCGAUAAAAAAUAUAGAGUACUUAAAUGUAUGGAGAAGAAGAAAAACAGAACAAAAAAAAACUGAUAGCAUUAAUAAUAGUGCAGCAAACAGGACAAAGAAAUAGAGAGCAAACCUCUGUAACGAACUAUUUUACUGGGAAAUUGAAGAAAAACAAUGAAACGAAAUCAAAUGACAAAUGGUAAAAUAUUGAAAGCGAAACGAAAGAAGGAAGAGAAAUAUCACAGGCGU